Messenger RNA from Solenopsis invicta (red fire ant), 2189 nucleotides. RefSeq names its product putative aldehyde dehydrogenase family 7 member A1 homolog. Gene Ontology annotation, molecular function: aldehyde dehydrogenase (NAD+) activity. The transcript has 9 exons. The coding region runs from base 172 to 1794 and encodes 540 amino acids. The record is from RefSeq and is a predicted model, not a curated record. NCBI's taxonomy places the organism in Eukaryota, Metazoa, Arthropoda, Insecta, Hymenoptera, Formicidae.
AGAAAAUUAUGCGUUUUAUCGCAAAGUUGCAAUACAGUAACUUGUUUGUAAUUAGUGUUGUGUUCAGAUACGGCGCUGAGAUAUCUUCUUAUCGCUUUUCUUCUUUCCCUCUCUUCUCUCGAUAAAUGCCUUUUCGACGAUAACCCAAGCUAUUUAUUGACUUCAUGCUCGAUGGCUCAACUAGUCAAUAAGGAGCGACUGACAAUGUCACGUUUAUUGUUGAGAAAAAGUCGCAACGUUUCCCAAUUCCAGAUGACGAGACACUUAGUGACUGAUCCAAAGUAUGGAUUUUUAAAACAAUUAGGUAUCAAUAUCGAAAAUCCUGGUCUCUACGACGGAAAGUGGGGUGGAUCUGGCAAGUUGGUAGAGUCGAUAUCGCCGGCGACCGGCAAAGUGAUAGCGAAGGUCCGCGAGUCCACACCGCAAGAAGCUUGCAAUGCUGUAACGGAAGCACGUAAAGCGUGGCCAAAAUGGGCAUCUAUUCCGAUGCCAGCCAGGGGCGAUAUCGUACGUCAGAUUGGGGAUGAGCUCAGGAAAAAUUUGGAGCCAUUAGGACGCUUAGUAUCCUUGGAAAUGGGAAAGAUAUUGCCGGAGGGUAUAGGCGAGGUCCAGGAGUUCAUCGACAUAUGCGAUUACGCAGUCGGCUUGUCGCGGACGUUAUCCGGUACUGUAUUCCCGUCGGAGAGAAAGAGCCACACGCUCUUAGAGACGUGGAAUCCCUUAGGCGUAGUUGGUGUUAUCUCCGCGUUCAAUUUUCCCAUAGCGGUAUACGGCUGGAACAGUGCUAUCGCUUUGGUUUGUGGUAACACCAUCGUCUGGAAAGAGGCGUCAAGUACACCUCUAGUAGCUAUCGCGACCACCAGGAUAAUGGCGAGUGUCUUGGAACGUAAUGGUAUCCCAGGCUCCGUUGCAUCCUUGAUCACAGGUGGACCGGAUAUCGGGGAGACUCUGGUGAACGACAAACGGGUACCUCUCGUUUCGUUCACUGGAAGCACGAACGUAGGAAGACAAGUAGCUCUCAAGGUUCAGCAAAGAUUUGGAAGAUCUCUGCUGGAGCUUGGCGGUAACAAUGCAUUAAUAGUCGCAGAGGAUGCCGAUUUAGAAAUGGCAGUGAGGGCAGCGGUCUUUUCAUGCGUUGGGACAGCUGGACAAAGGUGUACCACCACCAGGAGAUUAAUAUUGCACAAGAAAAUAAAGGACGAAUUCCUAGGGAAACUGAAAACGGCAUAUAAGAGCAUAUUAGAAAGAGUCGGAGACCCGUUGGAUGACGGUGUCCUAUACGGACCGAUGCACAAUCAAGCAGCGGUCGAUGCAUACAAGGCUGCAAUUCAGAAGGCUGUGGAAGCCGGUGGCACGAUAGAAUUCGGUGGAAAGCAAAUAGAGCGACCCGGUUUUUAUGUUGAGCCGACGAUCAUCUCGGGUUUACCCGCUGGUGCAGAGGUGGUACAACAGGAAACUUUCGCCCCAAUCGUUUACAUCCUAGAGGCAAACUCUUUUGAGGAAGCUAUCGAUCUUAACAACGGCGUGGAGCAAGGACUGAGCAGUAGUCUCUUUACUAGAAGUAUCCAAAAUGUAUUUCAGUGGAUCGGUCCACACGGAUCAGAUUGCGGAAUAGUUAACGUCAACAUCGGCACCAGCGGCGCCGAGAUAGGCGGUGCGUUUGGUGGUGAAAAGGCCACAGGCGGAGGUCGCGAGAGUGGAAGCGACGCCUGGAAACACUAUAUGCGGCGUGGCACCGUUACGGUCAAUUAUGGAAACGAGCUACCUCUGGCUCAAGGCAUCAAGUUCGAAUAAAUUAAACAUGUGUAUUUUUUUUUUCUUCAAAAAAUCAGCGCUUUAAUUCAAAUCGUAUAAAAUCCACCUGAAUAUCGACGGACGCUUUUCUGUGAAAUUUGUAAGCCUUUGGCAAGUCAUAUCUGAGUUCGGCUAUCACCGUUCCUGUCGCACCAAGCUGCGUCGCCUUCGAUAAGACAUAAUCCCGCGUGCUGCUUUUAUGCAGAGAAUAAACCGCAUUGGACGAAAGCCUGAUUGCCAUCUCCAAAAACUUCAUGUCGAUGCCGGCAUUGUUUUUGGUGCCGAAAGGUGGAUUCAUUAUAACAGUAUCAAAGUAUUUUUCAAAUUUUCCUGUAACGUAAACACUCUACAUAUUUUGUAAUCUGUAAUAAAUAUGAAAUAUUUAUAUACAUAUA